AUGCAAUAAUAAUCUAUUCAUUAAUAAAAAAUAGUGGAAUAUACAAAUUAAGGUAUUAUUAUAUUGUGAUUUUAGGCAAUUAUGUUGAUUUGGAGGAUUAUAUACGUGUAAAUUAAUAAUCAUAAAUUAAUUUUUCAUAAGCUUUAGUUGAAUGUAUUUAAUAUACAAGAGAUAGUGAAGAUCAUUUAUAAUGCAUUCAAUAAAUAUUAAAGUAAAUGUUAUUUAAAAAUAUAAGAUAAUAAAUUGAUUUUAAUUAUAAAGAUAAUAAUGGGAAUACUGCUUUGAUAUAAGCAGCAAGAAGUGGUAAAAUUAGCAUAUUAAAUGAAAUCAUAAAAUACAAAGAGAAAUUUUUAAAUAAUAAAUAAUUUAAAAUUGCACUUGAUAUUGCAAUAUAAUCUGAAUAAGAUAAUUGGGAUAUUGUGGAAACAUUGCUUCAAGUAACUUAACUUGAAAAGCCUUAACAUUUAAUUAAAUCUUUAAAUAAAGGAAAUUUCAAAACUGCUUAAAAGAUAAUAGAAUAAUAUGGUGCUUCUGGAUAAGAUGAAAAUGGUGAUACAGCUUUACAUGUAGCAUCUCGUUUAGGAAAUUUAUAAAUAAUAAAAAGUAUUUGUUAAAAAGAAACUCUAUUUAAAAAAAAAAAUUAACAAAAUAAAACACCUUUUGAUGUUGCUUGUAAUUAAGAAACUAAAAUUUUGAUUCAAUAAGAAGAAGGACUACAAUUCCAUAAAUCUCCAAAUAGAAAAAGAAAGCAAGAAGAUUUAAUAGAAAAUAAUUAGAAUUCAUAAAAAUCAACUAAUUAUGAAGAAUUUAAUGAAAUAUUUUAGAAAAUAUCAAAAGUAUUUAAUAAUUAAGGAACUUAAACUGAAAAUAAAGAAAAGAAAGACUCAGAAUCAUAAAUUCCAGAACACAAUUAUCUCAAUUAACCAUUUUAUGAUUAAUUAAUAUCUGAUACACUUGUUACUCUUCAUUAACAUAAAACUCUUUUUGAUGAUAUUAUUAAGUAUGUUUAUAAUAUAUUUAGGUAAUUAUCAUUUGAAAUCAAUACAUUCUCUUAAGAAUUGAAUAAAUAAUUAGAAGAAUAAAGACCUAUCAUUUAUAAAAUAGUAUAAAUUGUUGAUGAAGUAUAAACUUUUACUCAUUUAUUUAUUAGAUUGUUUAAUCAGUUUAUACUAAAUCUCGUGUUUUCUUAUAUGGUUCUUGUUAAACUGGUCUAAAUUUAUUAGAUUCUGAUAUUGACAUAGUUAUUGAAACUAAUGAAUAAGAGAGAAUUUCUCUCUAUAAAAUUGCUGAAUAAUUCAAAGUAUCAUAAUAUAUAAUUUUAGAUACAAGGAUUUAUUAAUGAUGUGAAAGUUAUUGAAAAUGCUAAAAAACCUGUUUUAAAAAUGUAAUUCUCUUAAGAAUUUUAAAAUAAACAUAUUGAUAUUACAAUUAGCAAAAAUGAUCAUUCUGGUAGAAAGACUUCUAAUUCUAUGAUUGAAUUUUAAAAAGAAUUUAAAUAGUUUAAAAGUCUUGCUGUAAUUUUAAAGUUUUACUUUAAAUCUAUUAAUCUAUUAAAUGCUUAUUAAGUAUCUCAUAUUUAUGUUAUAAGGGUGGUUUAAAUAGUUAUUGUAUUCUCACAAUGAUUUUAGCUUUACUAUAAAUUAAACGUGUACGUGAAACUGAUAAUGAAGAAAUUGGUAAGACCUUAUUAGAUUUCUUCGAACUUUAUAGUUAAGAUAUAGAUUAUUUUGAUAAAAUUAUUAAUAUUGUUCCUUCCUAAUCUGAAAAUAUGUAAGUAGAUGAACCUAAUAUUUACUAAUAACAAUUUCCAUAAUUGUAAAGAUUUAUCUUAUUUUUAGUGAUCAAGGAUAAUAAGAAUUAGUUAUAUUAGAUUUACAUAAUAAAGGCAAUAAUAUUGCUAGUAGUACUUUUAAAAUUAAACACAUUAAAGUAACAUUUUAUAAUUUCUAUAUAAGAAUGCUUUAUCACUUGGGUAUUCUGCCAUAUUGAAUUCUCGUAAAUGCGAACAACCAUGCUAUUUCUCAAGAUACAAUUAAUCUGUUUGUUGUAUUUUAAAAUAAAUCAUUUAAUAAUCAAAGAAUCAUCAUUUAACAGGAUCUUAUAAAUCAAAACAGCCAUUUUAUUACUUUAAUUUUAAUAAUACAUAUUGACCCA
Paramecium sonneborni is the source of this 2154-nucleotide messenger RNA. Lineage: Eukaryota; Ciliophora; Oligohymenophorea; Peniculida; Parameciidae. The record is from the annotation of a GenBank genome assembly.